AUGACGAUGCUGGUAGCCGCGGGAUUCAAACUCUCGGUAAACGGGGCCAGGCCGGUGGGUCCGCCGCGGGCUGGAAGCCCCGUUCCCCGCUGGGACCCAACUCGUUCACGGGCCCGUGCGUGCUUAAACUCGUGCCGGGUGUCACGUCCUGCCUGCAGAAAGGGCUGCCAUCCCGUAACGUUUGUUUUUUACAGGUGCUCAAAGAUGAACUCCAAGACCGCCAAGGAUAUAAUAGUUGGGAAGUGGGGCUUGAAGUCGGGUAGCUCCAGAGGUGAGGGUGAGCUCGAGAAGUGCAAGCAGGAGAACGCUGCCAUCAGGAAAUCGAUGGAGGAAAUCAUUAAAGGGAAAAGCAGAAUAACUGAUCCAGAAAGGAGCGUGCUCCUGGAGAAAAUUCUUUCCCUUGAAAAAGAAAAAGAAAAACACAACCAUCUUCUUGGAGAGAAGGACAAAGAAAUCCAAAACCUCAAAGACAGGCUUAAGUCCAAAAACAAGAAUAGUGAAGUCUCCUUAUUACAAAGUCUACUAGAGGAAAAAACAAAGGAAGCAGAAAAGCAAGAUCAGUUAAUUUGUUCUCUAUCAGAAGAAAUGAACCGGUUAACGUGUAAUUUAGCCACUGCUACUGCAAAAUGUUCUGAGCUUGAAAACAGAACUGGUACUUCUCAAGCAUCUCAGGAAGCUGUAACAAACAGCACCGGAUCACCAACUAAUCUUCACGAGGUUGAAAAACAACUGAAAGAUGCACUUGAGAAAAACCAACAGUGGCUACUGUAUGACCAACAACGUGAGGCAUAUGUCAGGGGCCUGCUUGGAAGGAUCUUUGAACUUGAACAGAAGUCAGAAAUAGGCAGCCAACAACAAUCUAAAGAAUUCAGUUCUGAAGGUCAUCUACAAGAGGAAAAGCAAAAAUAUUAUGACCAGCUGCUACUAACUGCUAAGACUGAUCUCGAGACUGAAAGAAGCACUGUAACUCAGCUAAGAUCUGAACUUAACAAAUUCAAGAAGAAGUACGAAGAAACACAACAAGAAAUAAUGAGUUUAAAUGCCUUAUUGCAGUCACAACAGGUUGCUGCAACCAAGACUCUAGAAAAUGAAAAUAAAAUGAAAGAAGAGAAAGUGCAGAGAUUAAAACAAGAAAAUGAAGCUAUUAAAUGGCAGCUCAGAGAAGAAAAGAAAAAGUCUGAAGAUCUUUUAUGUCAGGUGCAACUUCUUCGUAAAUUAUUGCUCAAACGGCAGGAGGAACACAGUAGGAUAGCUUUGUUGGAACAACAGAUAUGCACCACAGACUUUGAGAAUAAACAUCUUGAUCAGCAGAACUUGCAGCACCAGUUAAACGAAGUCCUUAAGGAACUGCGUGAGGCUAGGGAGCAAAUAGCCCGUCUGGAACCUCUGAAAAUCCAGGAAUCUGGACGUAUGGAGCUGCAAGAGGACUUGCAAGUUGCAUUUGAAGAAAAGCUGACCGUGUAUGACGGAAGUCCUUCUCCAAAACAUUCCAACCUUCUUGAUGAAAGUUUUCUUGAGUGUCCCAGGUGUAAAAUGCAAUAUCCAACAAGUCAGCAUAGAGAACUACUAGCACAUAUUGACUUUUGUACAGCUUGAGCUCCAAACAGACUUACUGUAUUUGCUUUAUACGCAGUCAAUGUGCUCUUCUACAAAGGCAAAAUAUCUUUUUAAAGCUUUUUUUUUUUCUUUCCUAAUGUUAUAUAAAGGACUACUAGUUUUAUAACACGGUUCCACAAAAACAUCAUAGUAAUUUAUUUAGCCUCACAUGACUGUGUUUGCAAAAAAUUAGCUACUGCAUAUUUGGUUGCCAAUGGAAAUAUUUUUAGAAUGAGGAACAUCUUCAAAUAGCAAACUACUGACGUAUGUUUUUUGCACUAUUAAAAAUGGGAGCAGUAAAAGCACA
Molecule: messenger RNA, 1903 nt
Organism: Pezoporus flaviventris
Lineage: Eukaryota; Metazoa; Chordata; Aves; Psittaciformes; Psittacidae
Gene: CEP55
Product: centrosomal protein 55
Exons: 8
Coding region: 1-1596 (531 amino acids)
Biological process (GO): regulation of phosphatidylinositol 3-kinase/protein kinase B signal transduction; mitotic cytokinesis
Source: RefSeq, a predicted model, not a curated record